Molecule: messenger RNA, 1411 nt
Organism: Carlito syrichta (Philippine tarsier)
Lineage: Eukaryota; Metazoa; Chordata; Mammalia; Primates; Tarsiidae
Gene: SCN3B
Product: sodium voltage-gated channel beta subunit 3
Exons: 5
Coding region: 445-969 (174 amino acids)
Biological process (GO): sodium ion transport; regulation of heart rate by cardiac conduction; ventricular cardiac muscle cell action potential
Cellular component (GO): voltage-gated sodium channel complex
Molecular function (GO): sodium channel regulator activity
Source: RefSeq, a predicted model, not a curated record
GAGGAGGAUCAACCUGGACCCCUUCGACAGCCCAGCCUCCUAGGGCCAGCCGUGCGACUCCCUCCGAGCUGAGCUUGCCCGAGGCGCACACAAGAGAGGCAGGAGAGCAACCGGCCGGGGCAGUUCUGGGGUGGGCGGGGAGGCUGCUGUCCUUGGUGCUGAGCCGGCUCCCAGCCCCGGCUCCGAGGGGGAGCCCCGAGCGGCCCUUCCGCUCCCUCGAACUGGGGCGGCGCGCCGAGGUGGCCUCGAGUCGAAACCCCCGCCCGGCUCGAAAAGACGCAGGGCAGCCCCCGGCGCGGCGCUCGGCCCUUCUUCCAGACAAGUAGUCGCCCCCUUGGGGCAGUUCGUCCCGAAGGGUUUCCUCGAAAGAACCUGAGAGGGCGCAGUCCUUGACUGAGGGAGGGAAUCUCUCUGUUCAGCCUUGGAAGCCACCAGCCGAAGAAGAUGCCUGCCUUCAACAGAUUGUUUCCCCUGGCUUCCCUCGUGCUCAUCUACUGGGUCAGUGUCUGCUUCCCUGUGUGUGUGGAAGUGCCCUCGGAGACGGAGGCCGUGCAGGGCAACCCCAUGAAGCUGCGCUGCAUCUCCUGCAUGAAGAGGGAGGAGGUGGAGGCCACCACGGUGGUGGAGUGGUUCUACAGGCCCGAGGGCGGUAAAGAUUUCCUUAUCUAUGAGUAUCGGAAUGGCCACCAGGAGGUGGAGAGCCCCUUCCAGGGGCGCCUGCAGUGGAACGGAAGCAAGGACCUGCAGGAUGUGUCCAUCACUGUGCUCAAUGUCACUCUGAACGACUCUGGCCUCUACACCUGCAACGUGUCCCGGGAGUUUGAGUUUGAGGCACAUCGGCCCUUUGUUAAGACAACGCGGCUGAUUCCCCUCCGAGUCACCGAGGAAGGUCUGACUACCUUGCCAUUCCAUCGGAGAACAAAGAGAAUUCUGUGGUUCCAGUGGAGGAAUAGAACAGAAGUUGUAUGACAAGAGGUGGCCUGAACUCUGAGGGACUGGAUAUCCCAUGUUCAGUGAUGUCAACAGCAUCAGAAGGGCGUCCCAGAGGCCCCAUCGCUUCCCUUCACACAUUCAUUCUUCCAGUCAGUCAUUCCUAUAUUCACAGACCUCUGAGCUUUCACCUCUGACUUCCUAACUCCAUCAAACCUCUACACACCAUAAGACUUGGCCAGAACUGAAAAGCCAACAUUUCAACAUGGACUCAACCUCAUCCUAGCUUUCCAACAAGAAGCUCCAAAGUCAACUGGAUCUUUUCUGUGCUCUAAAUGACUUUGUACAAGGGCUGGAGGUAGCACCUCCCUCUACCCUUAACUGGCUGGAACUGGCUCAUUCUCUAUUGCACGAGAGUGGAUGUCUUAAUGGAAGGAAGCUGGAGUGAUUUGUUUGGGUUAAAACAAAAGCAUGUCAUGAA